AUGACCCCUAGAGUCCCACCCGAGCUGGAACGGUACAUCGUCGAGAUGUAUGCACUCGAAUGUCCCGGCCCGGAGCGCAUUCUUCAGCUGCUUCCCGUCUGCCAUCGAAUGCGAGCAUGGCUCGAGCCAGCACUGUACCGCACACUCAUAUUCAACGACGGAUCCGACGAGCAGAGACUGCCCUCCUGCGAGAUAGACGCGAUCGAGCGCGUAUCUUCUGCUUAUCCGGGCGCCUUGGAUACAGUUGUGAAGAAUAUUAUGCUGAUCGGGGAGCCGCGGGAUACUGUGGGGCGGGUGCUGAGCAGCUGCAACGGGGCGGAGAAUGUGUUCCUCGCUGGAUGCACCACUGACGGGCUGGAUUUGUCUCAGCUUUUUCCCUCCCUUCGAAGAUUACAUUGCACCGCGGAGACCUUGGAACUGCUCUCGUGGAAACCAGAAGUGCUAGGGUUUAAUUUCCCAUCUUUGACUCAUCUGGAGCUGUUCAACGUUGACAGCCCAUCCCACGGCGGUGUGACCCAAACUCUCCUCGGCCUGCUGAGCGAAGAGCACUUUCCACAUUUGGCACAUCUUGCGAUAAGCGCAACAGCCGUUAUCCGCUCCUUGCCCGAGGUCAUUCCGCACUUGCAGAGGUUGGAGAGUCUCGUCAUCGUAAGCGCUUAUCGCGUCGUCUCUCCGAACUCCCUCUCGGAAGACGACCGCCGGAUUUUGAUGACGGACAAACGAAUUGUUCUGGUGUCUGUUCCUGAUUACAUUGAAGACUGGCAAGAUGGGGUAUUGGGUCGGAACGACUAUUGGGCCAGGGCAGCUCGAAGGAUCGCCAACCGAUUAUCUGGCGCAGUUGAUGCGAGUCGCUAUGCCGUGAAUUUCGAUGAUGUGGAAUGA
Mycena citricolor is the source of this 882-nucleotide messenger RNA. The record is from the annotation of a GenBank genome assembly. NCBI's taxonomy places the organism in Eukaryota, Fungi, Basidiomycota, Agaricomycetes, Agaricales, Mycenaceae.